CGAGUCUUCUUAAGGAGAGACGUUCACUGCUGGAUCAUUCGAAGCAAACACCAAACCUUAUUAAUUCAUAAUUCUGAGUCAAUCUGCCAUGAAUCUCACAUUUGCACUCAUGGUGUUAUCUCUGCUGUAUGUGAAAGGUUUAUUUGCUGUGGUUUUUGACUCUGGAUCAGUUUGUGCUCCUGCAGGAUCAGCUGUGUUUCUGAGAUCCAAAUGUUUAUAUACUGGAUGGAUAUUUCAGUCAUGGAAACUCAGAAGAAAUAAUACUGAAACUCUAGUGGAUCCUAGUAAGGACUCCCGAUACAGAUAUAUAAAUGGUUUAUUUGACAAGUGUUACCUACACAUUCAUGGUCUAAAAGAGACAGACGCUGGCACAUAUUACACAAGCUUCCUUGACAGAGGACACACCAGAUUUACUUCAAAGAGUCCAUCAGAAUUCACUGUACAUGUCACAGAUCUUCAGGUGUGUGUUGACUCUGAUCGUGUGACUGAAGGGCAGAACGUCACACUGACCUGUAAGACCAGCUGUCCUCUGAAACAAACCUUCAUCUGGUUCAAGAACGGGCUUCGUUUGGAUCUCAGUUAUUCUGGGGAUCAGCUGCAUGUUUCUGCGGCGAGCCGUGAGGAUUCAGGACGAUACUCGUGUGCACUGAAACACUUUGAAACGUUCCCAUCGGCCGAGAUGCUCCUCGAUGUCACCCAUGUUGUUGUGUCUGAGAGUGCUGCGAUCAUUACAUUGCCAUCGCUCCUGAUUGCUGUCGUUCUGCUGCUGGUUUGUGUAGCUCUAUGGACGAUAAAGAAAAAACAACAAAACCUCAAAAGACCCGAAGCGGAAGAGCAAUGCAAACAGAAUGAAAAUGUUUACGAAAACGCAUUAACAAUGGCUAUGACCUUUGACCUGGAGGGGAAAGUAAAGUCAUUUCAUCAGGAGGAGGAAGUUCAGUACUCUUUUGUCCAUUUCAGCAAAUUUAGAAACGCAGAAUAUUCUGCAGCUUGUGAAAAGGAAGCUGAUGUCCAUUACGCUCAGAUCUCAGUGCAACAUCAGAACAACAGCAAUGUUCUGGAGGCUAUAUAAUAUAUGAAUACAUGUCUGACGUCAGUCACCAUUUGUGACCUCCCCUAGAGAUCUAGUGAUGAAUUCAGUUCUGAUUUUGCCUUUUGCAUCUGCAGUACUGUACAUACUGUACCCCUGUGGCUAUCUUUGCAGAACUGAUGGCGAAAAAUGCAUUGGAAGCCUUUUUAACAAAAAUAUUUGUUUGUACCUUUAGAUAUUCUCUGAAUAAAAAAAUAAAGUAUUAGCAUUAUUUUCCCAAGUUCUUGUAACAUAGCUGUUUUAGAAAGACAGAAUUUGGAUAUAUGCCUGUGUUUGAGUCAACAAAAGCAUGGUAUCCUCUCCAUAUUAACACGUCUAUUUAUAGCCGCUGCUGCAUCUUUUUUUAGACCGAGCUGUUGAUGUUCUGCUGUUUCUGGCGACCUGCUGCUCGUCUUCCCUUCAAAAGACAUUGUGGUUUUCCUAAUGCAUGCAGUGAGUGAAAAUAUCUGACAAUCAUAUUCCACUAAAGAGAUGUCUGAUAUAUAAUAUUGAUAAUAAGAAUAUGAGCGCAGCUGUGAGCGCAUCUGGCCGAAAUCAUGAAACCUUUUAAGAAGGGUAAAGCUCUGAAAGACCCCAUACCAUCUCUGACAGGGAACAGAUCGCUUUCAACUCACUGCAUCGAUUCCACACCCACUGCUCACUUUCAGUGAUGCCAUUAAAUAUUAAGCAUUUCCCAAUGUGAGUGCAUUAUCAUAAAUGUUGAAACUGAGUUUUUGUUUAGUGAAUUAAACCAAAUAUACAAUAUAAUGAUAAUGUGUACAGUUUUUGUGUGAUGCAUUUAUGUCUGUGGUUUUUGUGUGCAUGUUAAAAAAUUGUGUAUGUAGUACUGCAUCUGCAUGAUUAAUUGAAAUAAAACCAAAAUCAUGAUAUGGAUUAGUGCGAUUAUCAAAAUGUAAAGACUGGUUUUUAUUACAUUUAAAUGAUUAGUUUUCCAUCAAAAUAAAAGUUUGUUGGUUUGACUCUGAAAAUGAAGUUAAGUAAGUGUAAUUUUACACUUACA
Carassius gibelio (silver crucian carp) is the source of this 2090-nucleotide messenger RNA. RefSeq lists its product as uncharacterized. Bases 89 to 1072 code for a protein of 327 amino acids. The record is from RefSeq and is a predicted model, not a curated record. The transcript has 6 exons. Lineage: Eukaryota; Metazoa; Chordata; Actinopteri; Cypriniformes; Cyprinidae.